This is a messenger RNA of Trametes versicolor FP-101664 SS1, 1122 nucleotides long. RefSeq lists its product as uncharacterized. The transcript is spliced from 4 exons. Gene Ontology annotation, biological process: regulation of alternative mRNA splicing, via spliceosome. The coding region runs from base 1 to 1122 and encodes 373 amino acids. NCBI's taxonomy places the organism in Eukaryota, Fungi, Basidiomycota, Agaricomycetes, Polyporales, Polyporaceae. Gene Ontology annotation, cellular component: nucleus. The record is from RefSeq and is a predicted model, not a curated record.
AUGGACCUCCCAACCCCGCGUGAGCUGGAGCUGGAGACCCUACUGCGCCAGCGCGACGCGCAAGUCGCAGAACUCACGGAUGAGGUCACUCAUCUUCGCCAGUUCCUCGCGAAUCAGCCCCCACCGUCGACCACAGAGCCGACAACCAUUCCACCAGCGUUGAUGUCCCUGCUCUUGCCCCAUCUGAACCAGCAUACAUCCUCCGCCACAUCCGGCUCGAGCACAGUCACGACUGCACUCGUGCAGAGGACCAAGAUUCUCCAAGAAGAGAACGACGAGCUUUAUGAAAUCCUAAGGACAGGAGAGACCGGCAGAUUGAAAGAGGACGUGCGCGCCCUCAGGCGAGUCGUCCAAAAGCUGGAGGGGGCGCUCAGAGAGUCCCAUCAGGUCAUAGCCGGUCUCACCGCCGAACUGGAGAAGUCGCAAGACGCGCUUCUUCAAGCCCACGGGCGCCAACCCCACCGACCUCCGCACCAGCCCUCCCCGGCACCGCGGAACCACCAACCUCCACCUCAUCUCUCUAUUGGUGCUAUUGGUGCGAACGGGUCUGGCAAGCUACCACCCACAGGGCCACGCGCUCACAAAAAACCCCGUCUUUCCGAGCCCCAAAUAUCUCCCACCACAUCAAAUUCCCCUUUACCGAUUCCUCAGAAGCCCCACCUUUCCGCAGCGAACGCAACCCCGCGAGGGGUCUCGCGCGAUAGUCGCACCUCAGUGGACAGGAAACCCGUUGACGGGAUUAAGAUGGAGGUUGAUGACGAUGCAUCUUCGCGCCUUCGAUCCCCUGUGCGGGAGCGCGACCGUCCGCCUCAUCACGAUAGGGAGCGCGACAAGCGCGAUCGUGACAAGGACCGGCCCAGUGACCGUGCUCGGAAUCGUGAUCGCGAACGCGAACGAGAGCGCGACCGUGACCGCGAUCAGGAUAGGUCUUCGCGCCGUAAUGGGAACGGUGGUGGCGGUGGCGGCAACAACGGUGGCUCGGGAGGGGGCGGAGGCGGUGGUGGAGGCGGCCGCAGAGGAGGCCGACGGACAAAUGGCAACAAUAACAACAACAGUAGCAGCACCAACAACGACCACGGGAAUGGCACGGACCGGACGUUGGCGGAGCGUAUGGGACUGUAA